Messenger RNA from Didymodactylos carnosus, 1319 nucleotides. NCBI's taxonomy places the organism in Eukaryota, Metazoa, Rotifera, Eurotatoria, Philodinida, Philodinidae. The record is from the annotation of a GenBank genome assembly.
AUGUGUACAACUGAUCCUCUUAAACUUGAUAAGAAAAAUUUAACACGACUGAUUCAAGAAAAACACAAAUCAAUAUCGUAUGGAAAACCAAAAGAAACAGCAAAAAUGUCGAAAUGCUGGAAUCAUUUUAAUCAAAUUUAUGUUGAUAGUGUCAAACAGGAUUUUGUAGUUUGUGACGGUUGUAAAUCGAUACUGGUUUAUAAAUCAACAACAGGAUCAGGUUGUAUGUUAAGUCAUUUACAGUCUUGCCAGGUCAAAGAACAAAAUCCCAAUUCAACAAGUUAUCAACAGAAAAUGAAUUAUUAUUAUAGUUUAUCUUCAAAUGAAAAGAAAUCUGUACCAAAGCGUGUGAAGGAUGCUGUAACAUCUGCUUGUUUUCAAUCGCGAGUAUUUUUAAUUGGUUGUUAUCCAUAUGAAUUUGAAAAUAAACAUGCACCAACUGUUCGAUUAUUUAUUGAUAAUAUUCUCAGUGAUUUUGGUUUGAAACUCGAUCCCGAAAAAUUCAUCAUGACUGAUAAUGAACCAACUAUGAAAUGUACACGUUUUGGUGGUGCAUAUGAUACGCUAGUUGUGUUCUCCAAUGUCUUCGACGAAUUAGCCGAAGUUUUGGAUACGAGAUUAUUAUCAAUUCAUUCAAAAAUUGACAAAGAUUUAUUGUAUGAUGUUUGUGAAUUUUUAUUUCCAUUCGUUUCAGUACUUGAUAUUCUGAGUGAUAGUAAACGACCAACGCUUCAUCGUGUAUUACCAUUAAAACAAUCCUUAAUCAACAAAUGCACUGUUAAUGAUGCCGACAAAGAAGGAUUAAAAGAGGUGAAAUAUUUCUUGGCUAAAAGAUUGAAGGAAAAAUGGCAAAUAUCAGAUGAACAUUUGAUUGCCACAUUGAUUCAUCCCAACUUGAAACAUUUUCACAUGUGUCCUCAAUUUCGAGAACGUGCAAUAGAUUUGCUGAAAAAGGAGAUGGUAAAGCGUCAAAACGCUUCGUCUACUGAUACAUCAUAUACUGCAAAUUCUCCAACAUUAAUCUCGUCAUCAUCAGCUUUAGCACCAGCAUCAACUAGUAAUUGUUCAUCUGCACGAAAAAAUCUGUUACUCGAAAUAUUCGACAAACAACCUGUCUUACCAGAAAAAAGUCCUGCUGAAGAAGAGUUACAGAAGUAUUUAACAUCUACAUACGUUAUAGAAAAUGAAGAAGAUGAUGACAUACUCUCGUUUUGGAAUGAACACCAGAGAUUCUUUCCAUUAACUGCUUUAAUCGUUAGACGUGUAUUAUCUAUUCCCGCUUCUAAUACAUUUAUCGAGCGUUUAUUUUCAUCGUGUAA